Molecule: messenger RNA, 423 nt
Organism: Humulus lupulus (European hop)
Lineage: Eukaryota; Viridiplantae; Streptophyta; Magnoliopsida; Rosales; Cannabaceae
Product: potassium transporter 4-like
Exons: 2
Coding region: 1-423 (140 amino acids)
Biological process (GO): cell tip growth; potassium ion transmembrane transport
Cellular component (GO): membrane
Molecular function (GO): potassium ion transmembrane transporter activity
Source: RefSeq, a predicted model, not a curated record
AUGGGUACUUCACCUCUUUAUGUUUACUCAAGCACAUUUUCUGGGAAGUUACAGAAACAUAUUAGCCAAGAUGCAAUCUUUGGUGCUUUUUCAUUUAUCUUUUGGACUCUUACUCUUAUCCCUUUGCUUAAGUAUGUCUUUGUCUUACUCAGUGCUGAUGAUAAUGGUGAAGGUGGGACCUUUGCUCUUUACUCACUGCUUUGCCGCCAUGCUAAGUUUAGUUUGCUUCCCAACCAGCAAGCAGCUGAUGAAGAGCUCACUGCCUAUAAAUAUGGUCCAUCUUCUCAGCAUGCUAGUUCCUCUCCCUUGAAGAGACUUUUGGAGAAGCAUAAAAGGUUAAGGACUGCCCUUUUAGUUGUUGUGUUGUUUGGAGCUUGCAUGGUCAUUGGUGAUGGUGUCCUUACUCCUGCUAUCUCAGGUUAA